UCCCCGGGUCCUUUCCGGAAACCAGGAGGCAGGACGCUGUCCCCCCACCCCCACCCCCUUGGGUUUGGCUCCUAGGUUUUUCCGCGCCCUGAUUCGCAUCUGAACUCGGGGGAUGUUCCUGUUUGGGUUUGCUGCCUGCAGUGACGCCUUUGAUUUGCCCCCGGGGAGCUGGGUUGCGUGGGGUGGUGCCAAGCCUGGGAACAGUGGGGGCAUUAGGACCAGGAGCGAGAGGCGGCUUGGCGGCACUUGGCAGAAGGGCCGCGGGCUGAGUGGGGAGCGAUGUGCGAGUGGAAAUGAGGCUCUGCCUGCGGCUGCACAUCUGUUGAUCUGACCUGCCUGGCGGCCUCUCGGGCUCUGGCGCGGGGGGAAGCCGAGGACCCGCGGGCUCCGGGGGGAGACCUCUCCUCGCCGCACCUGACCGCGCGUGCGACAGCCGGGGACCAACCGCCGGGGGACCCAGCACCUGGGCAGAUUGGAAUAACUCUCCCCCGCCAUAUCCACCGGAUAAAUAGGAGGGUUGGGGCGCGGAUUGGGGGGGGGGUGAGCAAGCGGGUAGCGCCGCGACGCCCAGUAGUUGGAAGCUCCGCGCGCGCAGGGGGGGGUUUCAGAAGAAGACCACCGACUCGCGCGGGCUCUGGGCUCGCCAGGCGGGUCCGGCGGCUCCCCGAGUGCCCGUCAAGCUGGCCCAAGUGCGCUGGGGUGCGGGGUGGGGGCCCGGCUCCUCUGCAGCCCCGAGGCGGGCGCGCCGGGACAUGACCUGUUGCAUCGCGCCCGCCGCCGCCGCCGCCGCACCAUCAUGCUGCUGAGGAAGCGCGGCCGGCGCGGCCCGUGCGGCCCGCAGCUGCUGCUGCUCUUCCUGACGCUAGGGGGCGCGCUGCUGCUGGUGGCCGUGCGGCACGCGCCCGAGCCCCGGCCCGGCCCGCGCGGCCCCGCCGCCAGCGCCCGCCCCGACGCCGGGGCGCCGCAGCCGUGGGUGCUGGAGGCCGAGGAGGAGGAGGAAGAGGAGAAGCAGGAGCAGCAGGAGCAGCAGCAGCAGGAGGAGGAGGAGGAGGAGGAGGAGGAGGAGGAAGAGGAGGAGGAGCAGGAGGAGGGGGAGGAGGGUCCGGAGUACGGCCCCCUGGAGGGCCUGCCGCCCUUCAUCUCACUGCGGGAGGACCAGCUCCUGGUGGUCGUAGCAUCCCCCCGCGCCCGGAGGAACCAGAGCCAGGGCAGGGGAGCGGGCAGCUACCGGCUCCUCCGGCAGCCCGGCCGCAGGCGGGCCGAGGAGGAGGCCCCCGACGGGGACUGGGCAGCCGAGCAGGAGCAGGAGCAGGAGCAGGAGCAGGAGGUGGCAGGGGAGGUGUCGCAGGAAGAGGCGCUGACCCCGCUCCGCCUGGAGGAGGCGCUCAGCGCCCGCAUCCCCCUGCACCGGGCGCCGCCCGAGGGCCGGCAUCCGCUGUGUCUGCAGCAGCGCCUGGCGGACAGUCUGCCCACCGCCAGCGUCAUCCUCUGCUUCCACGACGAGGCCUGGUCCACCCUGCUGAGAACCGUGCACAGCAUCCUGGACACGGCGCCCCGGGCCUUCCUGAAGGAGAUCGUCCUCGUGGACGACCUCAGCCGGCAAGGACAGCUCAAGUCCGCGCUCAGUGAGUAUGUGGCCCGGCUGGAGCGGGUGAAGCUGCUGAGGAGCAACAAGAGGCUAGGGAGCAGUGGGGCCCGGAUGCUGGGGGCCGCCAGGGCCACCGGGGACGUGUUGGUCUUCAUGGACUCGCACUGCGAGUGCCACCCGGGCUGGCUGGAGCCCCUCCUCAGCAGGAUAGCUGGUGACAGGAGCCGCGUGGUGUCCCCAGUCCUGGAUGUGAUCGACUGGAAGACUUUCCGCUAUUCGCCCUCCGAGGCCUUGAAGCGCGGCGUGCUGGACUGGAAGCUGGAUUUCCACUGGGAGGCCCUGCCCGAGCACGAAAGGAAGAAGCUGGCGUCGCCCAUCAGCCCCGUCAGGACCCCCGUGGUACCCGGUGGAGUGGUGGCCGUGGACAGACACCACUUCCUGAACACGGGGGCAUAUGACCCUCUCCUGUCUCUGCGGGGCUCUGAAAACCUGGAACUGUCUCUCAAGGCUUGGCUCUGUGGCGGCUCCGUGGAAAUCCUCCCCUGUUCACGGGUGGGGCACAUCUACCGAAGCCAGGAGGCCCACUCCCCGCUGGACCAGAAGGCCGACCUGAAGAGCAAAGUCCGCAUGGCGGAGGCUUGGCUGGGCUCCUUCAAAGACACCUUCUACACUCACAGCCCCGAGGCCCUGUCCUUGAGGAAGGCCGACAGGCCCGACUGCACCGCGCGCCUGCAGCUGCAGAGGAGGCUGGGCUGCCGCACAUUCCACUGGUUUCUGGCCAACGUCCACCCAGAGCUGUUCCCAUCUGAACGUCGGCCCCAGUUCUCCGGAAAGCUCCACAACACCGGCCUGGGCUUCUGUGCUGACUGCGGGGCAGACGGGGCCCUCCCAGGCUGUGGCCUGAUGCUGGCUCCCUGCAGCGACAGCCGGAUGUCACAGCGCCUGGAGCACACGGGCAGGAAGGAAAUCCGAGUUGCCGGCCCCCAGCACCUGUGCUUGGACGUCCAGCAGGAGCGGGUGAUUCUGGAGAACUGUACGAAGGGGAGCCCCGCCGACCACCGGCAGUGCUGGGAUUUCCAGGAGAAUGGAAUGAUCGUCCACAUUCUCUCUGGGAAAUGCAUGGAAGCAAUGACUCAGGAAAACAACAAAGAUCUGUACUUGCGCCAGUGUGAUGGGAAAGUCAGCCAGCUGUGGCAGUUUGAUGUCGUCAACCCAGUGGAUCAACGAUGAAUCUUCCUAGGAAGGCAAAGAGGAUGUUGGUGCUCAUACUUCCACCCCUGGCGGACUAAAGAGCUUGACGGUCUCUCACGUCAACUCUGCUGUGUGUGUGUGUUGCUGGAGAGAGCAGAGAAGGGAGCUCCGUGAAGGAAUAGAGAGAGUCUCCCAUUCCUGUCUCUUAAUUCAUUGCGAGCUGGUGGGGUUGUUGUUUAUUUUUUUAAAAAUGAACCUUCCCCCAAAUAGUCAAUAUGUCAUCGCCUUUAUCAUUUGCCAGUGAUAAAUGGUAGAUGAACAGAGAGUACAGAAGACACUUGGUGUUGUUUUUUUUUAUUGAGCACUGCAUGGGGCCGACCCGGGUUCGAUUCCUCCGUCCCUCUCGGAGAGCCUGGCAAGCUACCGAGAGUAUCCUGCCCGCACGGCAGAACCUGACAAGCUCCCUGUGGCGUAUUUGAUAUGCCAAAAACAGUAACAACAAGUCUCACAAUGGAGACGUUACUUUUGCCCGCAAAAAUCAAUGAUCAACGGGAUGACAGUGCUACAGUGCUAUUGAACACUUGGCAGUGGUUUCUAUUUCUGACUACAGAAGCAUAAACAUUCUCCAGAAGCACCUCCAGGAUCCGCAGCUGAUCCAUCCUAUGGUCUUCACUUGGAUGUGAGUAGACAGUGAUGAAACUUGAAGUGCAAGGAGGACUCCAAAAUCUUUGCAUCCGGCUUAUUUGGACAAAUGUCCUGUUCAGAAGUUGAGCUGUGGCUCAGAAGGACAGAAAACUACUGGAAGAAGAGAAAAGUUGGAGUCAAGAGGGAAGAGAACAUUGACCCAGUUCUCCAGUCCAGCCUAGAAGUGAUGGGUCUACUUGGCCUGUAGUAAGAUACUUUAAUGAGAAACUUCCUCAGGAUUUUCUACCUCCAUUUACCCAGCCCUGACCCUUCUCUAGCUUAAUUAAGCACAAGGUUCUCACGUAAUCUACUUCUCUUGAGUUGGUGGCAUGGGGGAGGGUCAGCUCAGACUAAGUUCAACAGUGGACUAAUUUCUCUUACAGGGAUUGCAUUAAUUGGGUCCGAGAUCGCAUCGAUGGCACAAAAGCCAAACUCUCCAUGGGAAAAUGCCAGACACUGAGUCAAAAUCCUCCCAGCGAGGAAUUGAAGUUGGGUGUUAAUAUUCAUAAAGGCUGACAAAGCUGUCUGAGUCCAGAUGAGCUGUCUGGACCCCCAGAUGUGCCACAGGUAGAACAUUUGGAACCAGAGUAGAACAGUACUAGGGAAGAGCUAAAUGGUCCUCUUGGCUCUGACCUGUCCUACUUAACUUGGGCAUCAGAGUUGCUGGGAAAGGCUGACUGAGCUAUUAUGGAGACACCAUUCAUGCUUAAUUCUCCUUCAGAUGAAGUUUUCUCCCCACCUCAGCAGCUUAGAAAUCUCUCUUCAAAGAUGCUGAUCUUUUUUUUUGGGGGGGGGGUUUCCAGAACACAGUGUAUUUCAAAUGAGAAGAAUUAGGUAGGAAAUAUAAGUUUCCAAACCACCAUUCACGAUUAUGUAUUCCUUUGCCUCCAGUAUAAUUCAGUGGCCUCAUACACUUCUUCUGCUGAACUCUUUUGAUGCAAGUGUCUAAUAGUAGUCAUGAGCCAUUGGUGGGUGACGAUUUAACCCAAAAUUCAUUAAAAUUAAAUGUAAAUAAAAUCAG
Molecule: messenger RNA, 4484 nt
Organism: Sorex araneus (European shrew)
Lineage: Eukaryota; Metazoa; Chordata; Mammalia; Eulipotyphla; Soricidae
Gene: GALNT15
Product: polypeptide N-acetylgalactosaminyltransferase 15
Exons: 10
Coding region: 797-2818 (673 amino acids)
Cellular component (GO): Golgi apparatus
Source: RefSeq, a predicted model, not a curated record